Messenger RNA from Hyaloscypha bicolor E, 2154 nucleotides. RefSeq names its product WD40 repeat-like protein. The record is from RefSeq and is a predicted model, not a curated record. The coding region runs from base 49 to 1806 and encodes 585 amino acids. The transcript is spliced from 2 exons. Gene Ontology annotation, biological process: rRNA processing. NCBI's taxonomy places the organism in Eukaryota, Fungi, Ascomycota, Leotiomycetes, Helotiales, Hyaloscyphaceae. Gene Ontology annotation, molecular function: protein binding. Gene Ontology annotation, cellular component: small-subunit processome; Pwp2p-containing subcomplex of 90S preribosome.
AAUUUGUCGAACUCGAGCUGACGACCGAAAGUCGUAAAAGCAUACGCAAUGCCUCGACAACGAUCCAAGAAGCUCACCGCGAGUCGGCAGACUGAAGACGGCUCUGCACCAGAGCGAGAAGAACGAAGUGACACCGACAAUGACAGUACGGGACUGUUGGAAAAAGAUGAGGAGGAGGAGGAGUUGGCAAGGCUUGUGCUCGGAGAUGGUCUAGGUUUCAAGGCGCAAUUAGGCCAGCAGAUGGACCUUGAUAUAGAUGGUGGCUCUGAAGAGGAAGAGAGCAUGGUUGAGGAGGAUUCGGAAGGAGAGGCUCGUCUCGAGAAUAUCGACGAUGCAGAGCUCUUUUUCCUUGAUUCAGGGCCAUCCGCUAUUGAUUCAAACGCACUAUUGCCGCGCGCUUCAUCGGAUGACGAAGCAGCAGAUGUACCAGCUUGGGAGGACAGCGAUGACGAUCGGCUUGCAAUAUCACUGGCAGGGAAUUCGCGGUUGAGAAAACUACGGGUAAACGAAGACGAAGAUAUUGUCAAUGGAAGGGAGUACACGAAGCGAUUACGAAGACAAUUCGAGCGCCUCAAUCCGGCUCCAGAAUGGGCACAACCGUCCUCUCGGUCAGCGAAGCGACGUCGACGAUCUUCAGCAGGCUCUGCGUCCUCUUUAUCGUCGAAUGAUAUGGAUGUUGAUGAAUCGGAUCUUUCAACUUUACCUUUGGCCCGUCUUCUUCAAGAUGCUGGAGCUCUAUCAAGGACACCAACAAGCACGAAGCAUCCAAAACUUCGUCCAGAGGUUCUCGACAUUCAGCAGACCCGAUCAAUUCCAACUGUUCAGCCAUCCUCCAUAACAUCUUUGUCCUUCCAUCCCGAAUACCCCGUUUUGCUUUCAUCUGGCCCAGCGUCUACACUUUACCUCCAUCAUAUCGCACCGGCAGCUCAUCCAACACCCAACCCUCUUCUAACUUCGGUUCAUAUUCGAAACACACCUCUACACACGUCCGCAUUUCAAUCUCCCCAGGGAGACAGGAUAUUCUUCUCCGGCCGUCGACGAUAUUUUCACACCUGGGAUCUACCUUCUGGUUUGAUACAAAAAGUCACACGUGUAUAUGGACAGAACGAGGAGCAAAGAAGUAUGGAAAGAUUCAAUCUCAGUCCUUGUGGUCGCUAUAUGGCUGUCGUUGGAUCAUCGAAGAAAGGUGGCGGAAUUGUGAAUAUCUUGGAUGCAAAUACGACACAAUGGAUAGCGGCACUUCGAAUUGAAGGUGUCAACGGGGUAGCUGAUUUCGCCUGGUGGAGCAACGGGGAGGGUAUUACCGUUGUUGGCAAAGGAGGCGAAGUAGGCGAGUGGAGUCUUGAGUCUCGCUCAUACGUCGCACGCUGGACCGAUGACGGGUAUUCUCCGACGGUAUUGACCCUAGGAGGUCCGAAUGGUCCAAAAUCUCUUGGUGGUGAUCGAUGGGUAGUCAUUGGAUCUCAGAGUGGGAUUAUUAACAUUUACGACCGACGAAAUUUCGUUUCCGGCAACGAAAUCUCAAUUCCUGAAAGACCACAGCCGAAGCGAGCUUUUGAUCAGUUUACGAAGCCUACGAGUAACUUGGAGAUCAGUUCAGAUGGACAGCUUCUGGCUUUCAGCAGCAAGUGGAAGAAAGAUGCUCUCCGAUUAGUCCAUUUACCAAGUUGUACCGUGUAUAGGAAUUGGCCGACCGAUAAAACGCCACUGGGAAAGAUUACCGCCAUCGCUUUUGGGAGGCAGGAUAACAUGUUAGCUGUCGCGAAUGAGGCGGGUAAGAUUAGGCUUUGGGAAAUCCGAAGCUGAAUGUUUUAUUCCAAUGCAUAUGCUACGAUCCAUCCCUCAUAUCUUCGAUAUUCCCUCAACUGAAAUUCCUUUUGACCUCGUUUCUUAAUCAGGUCAAGUGCUCUCUUGCCUUUAGCUCUUGCAUUAUCUUUGCUUUCAGGAGUUAUUUUUGCGUCCUAUUUUGAACUUCGCAAAAGACGUUGGAUUUUCGCAAGUUGAAGACUCGAAUUCAAGUAAUGAUCGUGACCGAGCGGCGAGCACUUGAGGAUGCACUGUUUCUGAAGUGCAGGGAUGGAUCCUUGCCUGGAUUGGUAGCUUUUGCGACUCUAGACCCUUGAGUCUGUCCUCAUCCAAACCCUCUCACAGUCU